This is a messenger RNA of Fusarium verticillioides 7600, 1246 nucleotides long. RefSeq names its product 40S ribosomal protein S2. Gene Ontology annotation, cellular component: ribosome; cytosolic small ribosomal subunit. The coding region runs from base 170 to 943 and encodes 257 amino acids. Lineage: Eukaryota; Fungi; Ascomycota; Sordariomycetes; Hypocreales; Nectriaceae. Gene Ontology annotation, molecular function: RNA binding; structural constituent of ribosome. The record is from RefSeq and is a predicted model, not a curated record. Gene Ontology annotation, biological process: translation. The transcript is spliced from 3 exons.
AUUAGGGCUCGCUAACGUGAACAACCAAAAUUAUGUGCGUUAUCCACCCCACCUGACCCGGGCCAAAAAGUUCCAGUAUCGCCAACACCAACAGCAGCAUCUUGCUCUUGCGCAGACCACAUCUUGCCUCCCACCCCCCUCCAGCGCAAAACAACAAAAAUCCUUCACAAUGGCUGAUCGUGGAGCUUCUCGCGGCGGUGGUUUCGGAUCCCGAGGCGGUGAUCGCGGCCGAGGACGUGGCCGUGGCCGUGGUCGUGGUCGCGGCAAGAACGAGGAGAAGGAGUGGCAGCCCGUCACCAAGCUCGGUCGAUUGGUCAAGGCCGGCAAGAUCAACAGCAUGGAGGAGAUCUACCUUCACUCUCUGCCCAUCAAGGAGUACCAGAUUGUCGACAACUUCCUGCCCAAGCUCAAGGAUGAGGUCAUGAAGAUCAAGCCCGUCCAGAAGCAGACCCGUGCCGGUCAGCGAACUCGAUUCAAGGCCAUUGUCAUCAUUGGUGACUCCGAGGGCCACGUCGGUCUCGGUAUCAAGACCUCCAAGGAGGUUGCUACCGCCAUCCGUGCCGCUAUCAUCAUUGCCAAGCUCAGCGUCAUCCCCGUGCGACGAGGUUACUGGGGUACCAACCUUGGUCAGCCUCACUCCCUGCCCUGCAAGGAGUCUGGCAAGUGCGGUUCCGUCACCGUCCGUCUCAUCCCCGCUCCCCGUGGUACUGGCCUCGUUGCCUCUCCCGCUGUCAAGCGAUUCCUCCAGCUCGCCGGUGUCGAGGACGCCUACACCUCCUCCGCCGGUUCCACAAAGACCCUCGAGAACACCCUCAAGGCUACCUUUGUGGCCGUCUCCAACACCUACGGCUUCCUUACCCCCAACCUCUGGAAGGAGACCAAGCUCAUCAAGAGCCCCCUGGACGAGUAUGCCGACACACUGCGGGAGGGUAAGCGAUACUAGAGCUAGAGCGGGAAAGUUUUAUGCUGGGAGCUGGAAACUGGUGCCGCGGAGUCACGAUUCCUUGUGUUUCAUUGCAUAGGUUGGCCGGUUAGGACACGUCGGAUCUGAGGCUAUGAGAAAUAAUGGCUUAAGGUCUGAAUGAAAAAGAAAUUUCAUCCUUCAUGAUUACUUUUUUUUUGCAAAACAAACAUCGGUCCCUGUCCCUCAUUAUUUACCUGUGUGCGGUGAUGAAAGAAGUGGUGAAAAUUGAAAGACUGAGCUAAUAACACAAAAUCUAACUCCAAAUACCCAAGUCUAGCCAAA